Triplophysa dalaica is the source of this 8036-nucleotide messenger RNA. It is a transcript of the gene cntrl, whose product is annotated as centriolin. Gene Ontology annotation, molecular function: protein binding. NCBI's taxonomy places the organism in Eukaryota, Metazoa, Chordata, Actinopteri, Cypriniformes, Nemacheilidae. The record is from RefSeq and is a predicted model, not a curated record. Bases 746 to 6958 code for a protein of 2070 amino acids. The transcript has 43 exons.
GGCUUUUAAACAAAUGAAAAAAAAUACCUUUGUGAACUACUAUAAUAAUAUUGUAAUAUUCAAUACUGAUUAGUCAAUUUACGUUAUUUAUAGUUUGUUAUCCUUGUUAAAUCAUCAAGUAGAUGAAUAUCUUAAAUAUACUAGUUGUGUUAUUAUUUGGCUGCUUUUAAACGAAACAUUUACAAAUAAAAUCAAGGUUAAAAACUGCAUUGACGAUUUGAUUUCGGCACAAGACUCUUAUUUUGAAGUUCCUGUGGCUGUGUCACGUGAUCCAAACAUCACCGCGAAUCGUUUGAUUUCGUACUUCAGAAUUACAGUGAAUGGUCACUUUAAACGUUUAGAAACCCAACGCAUAAUAUCACACCUUUGACACGAGAAGAGAUAACCGUUGGUUUAUUUAUUUUGACCGAUUUUGACCGCAAAACCAUACGGACAUGUUAUAUCAGACGGUUGUUGGCUUAGCUUAGAGUCUUAUCUGUCGCCAUGGAAACUGGGCUAACAAAAGUUGACCAGUCGUCAUAAACCAGUGACCAUGCAGUUAGCUGCUUGGAAAGCUAUGACUUGAUAUCAGUUAAAUUAUUCUUUUUGGUUUUAUGCAUCGUAUCCCAACGUAGAAUAACACACGGUACUUUUAAAUGUUUUAAUAAAUACUUGAGACUCAGGGUGAACGUUGAAUGUGCGCGUCUUCUCAAAUGACGAUAUGUCUGAAUGUCAAGAUUGAAGAUCCAAAUUACGUGAGAACAAAAUGAAAAAAGGAGGUCAGACGCGCAAAGGAUCACCGAAGAGCGUCCAGGGCAAAGCUGCGUCUCCCAACGCCAUCUCAUGGCCGGAGACUGAGGAUGGAGAUCUUAAGGACAAAAGAAAACACAAGGGAACAAGAUACAUCACUGAAGAUCUGAUCAAGAAAUUGACCAAAUGUGAGAAUUUAGCACUUGUGCGGACUCUUGAUCUGUCCACAUUGUUGAGUAAUGACAAACAGUUUAGGUAUAUUGAAAACUUGGACAAGUGUGAGCAUCUGCAGGUUCUCAUCCUCAGUAACAACAAAAUCGAGAAAAUCGAGAAACUUGAGAAACUAAGCAAAUUGCGGGAACUCAACCUUUCCAAUAAUGCAAUACAAAAAAUUGAAGGUCUGGAGCACAUGUCAAGUCUUCAGAUUCUGAAUUUCGCCUUCAACAACAUUGAACAUCUACCGAUAUGGUUGGCAAAGAAGCUCAGAUCCCUUCAGACCAUAAAUCUACAGAGAAACAAGAUAUUCUCGCUCAAUGAAAUGGCUAAACUGAAGCCACUGAAGAACCUGACGAGUCUCACUUUAGCAGAGAACCCUGUUGCCGGCCUCCCCCACUACCACCUCUUCAUAAUCUUCCAUCUGAGGUCACUGGAGAUACUGGACGGACAGCCAAUCAGUCCACAGGAAAGAGAACAAGCACAUAACCGCUUUCACAUGGAGGAGGUUGAGCGUCUGGAGCAAGAGCUUGAGUUGCGAUCUGAGGAGAUGUCUAGGUUGCAGAGAGAGCAGACGGCAGCGCAGGCAGAACUGGAGCGGCAGGAAAGAGCCAAUCAAAGCCUGAGGCAAGAGAAUAAGGAGCAACAGCGGAGCCACGAGGAGCUCAGGAGAGAACUGGACACUAAAUCUGAACUGCCUUCACUUUCCGCUCCUCUACUGGAUUCUCUUUGUCAGCUAAAGCAGAAGUCGGUGGAGUUGACCCGGGCCUGUCAGAAACACUAUGAGCUGGAGCAGGAUCUUGCCUUUCAUAAAAUAGAUGCCAAGUUUGAACCUCUUCCGUUUUCUCCAGACCCUGAGGUGGAGAUGGAGAACCUUUCUAGUGAGAGUCCUUACAUAGGAAAGGCUCGACAGAAACGAAACGUCACAUUCGCUUCAGACAACAAGAGAACACGAGAUCUGAAGCAGGACCUGACGGAAACAGACAACUCAGCAUCUCAUGAUAUGUUCAGACAUGCUCAGCUUAGAGCCGAGGAGUUACUGCAACAACUACAUAAAGAAAUUGAGGAGAAAGAACAGCAAAUCCUCAAAGUCAGUGAGGAGCUCCAACAGCUGGAGGAGACACUUUCACAAAGAAGGAUCUGUGAAGCGGAGAAGGAUCAGGUCAGACAGGAGCUUCAGAGGAGAAUACAGAGACUGGGAGUACUGAGAGAAGAGAUGAAGACGCUUGAGAAACAGCUGGACAGACAGAGCACAGAGAAGAUUCAAGCGCAGGGUGAAAUGGAGCAGAUGCAGAGUAUUUUGGGCAGCCUGGAUCCCAAUGACCCCAGAUAUACCCAUGUGAAGGCUCGGCUGUCCAGUACGACGCAGCUGCUGGCCAUCAUGAGCCGAAAACAUCAGGAGCUUGAGAGCAGGCUGGAUGAUAUGAUCACACGCAUAUACAAGGAAACCCAGGAAAUCAAAGAACUUGAGCAACAACUUACUGAUGGUCAGAUCGCUGCAAAUGAAGCUCUAAAGCGUGACCUGGAGGGCAUCAUCGCAGGUCUCCAGGAGUAUCUGCAGGGGGUGAAAGACCAAGCACGAAGAGCCCAGUCUGAAUGCAGACGUCUACUAAGGGACAAUGACGGUCUGCAGCGCCUCCUACAUGAGAAGGACCUGCAAUGCUCGCAGCUGGAGAUAGAAGCUAGGAGUGCAGAGAGCAACCAGGAGGAGUUAAUGCGUCAGCAUGAGGAAUUGGAGGAUCUGAGGAAGGAGAAUGAGGAGCUCCGGCAGGUUCAGGGGCAGGUCAGUGAAUACGAGACGCAGCUGCAGGAGAGAGAUGCACAAGCCACACAACUGAAGGAGGAGCUGGACAGACUGAGUCGACUUAGUCAAAAGGAGCACUCUGCACUACAGGCAGAGCUUCAGAAGGAGCGGCAGGCUAAAGAGAACGCUUUAACUCAGAUGCAGAUGACUACCGACAGAGAGCUGGAGUAUGCGGAGCUACUGCAACAGGUCAACACCCUUCAGGAGGAGAAAGACUUUCUGAAGGAUAAGGUAGAGACUCUUCAGGAUGAUUUGGAGCAGGUCCGGUGUGUCCUGCUGUGUCCGGUGGAUGUGUGUAAACAUCUCAAGGAGUUAAAGCGAAGCAUAGCUGCGGGACAGGCUGAACUGAGCUUUGAAGAUCUUGGAGAAGCCGUGAACAAGAGUCUCAUGGACCUGCAACAGGAGGUUCAUCGUGUGGUAUCAGCAGCCCAGAGAGAUAGAGAUGAAGCCCAACAGAGUCAGGACACACUCGCUGGAGAGAUGAAGGCCCUCAAAGAGAGAUUCCGGAGGUAUCAGGAGAGAUAUCAGAUGGAACGGAAUCAGGCGGCGGAGAGGCGGGUCGAGGAGGCGGAGCUCCAAAGAUUGAAGGAGGACCUUGAAGACGGCCAUGACCAGCAUUACUUGAUGCUGAAGCGUCUAGAAGAUACAGAAAUUGAAAGAGACCGUCUGCUGGCUGAACUGGAGGAGCAAGAGAAAGAGUGCAGUGAAUCAAUAUUUACUCACCGUUAUGUUAUUCCAUCCCAAAAUAUGAAGGUCGAGGAAAGUCAGACUCGGGGGCAGUUGGAGUCUUUAAGUCUUGAGUUGCAGAACCUCAAGAGAUCAUUCUCCACUGCUGACAGGAUGGCUGCUCAACAACUCAACGACGCCAAAGACAAACUUCACUCUCUCCACAGCACUAUAGAGCAAAUACAUCUGAAGAGAACAGCAAAUGCAGAGGAGUUGAAGAACACCAAACUUCAAGCUGCUCAAGCCAUUCAGGACUUGACCGAUGCUGAAGCUGAGAUCCAGGUUCUCCAAAAUCUUCUGAGAGAAAGGCUUUAUGAGACAGAUAGGAACCACCACAGCGUCUCAGACUUUCAACAGCAAGAACUGGACAGAUUAAACCAAACCCUGAAAAAACAACAAGCCCACACCAAACGCCUCAGAGAUCAGCUAGCUCAAGCCAAUGAAGCAAACAAUGAAAAUUUACAAGAGCUGCUGGAGGAGAUUGGAGCUCUGAGGGAAACUCUACAGCAGCAGAAUAACUUCCUGUCAAGUUUAGGAGAUCCCAGCCCGCAUGCUGGGUAUUGGUACUAUGUACCGUCAAAUCAAAAUGCUCCUAGUCUGGGAUCUCAGGGCACACAGGACUCAGGGUUGGGCUCUGCGCACCCUCAAUCUCCAGACAAAGGUCGACGGCCCAGAGCACACAGGGACCGAAGACCACCUGUUAAUGGAGGAUACUGGGUCCAUUCUCCACAUCCACACGCUCAUGCCAGAAGAGAUGCUCAGGUGUUCAGAGACAGCGGAAGAGAGAGUGAUGUGGAAGGUCUGUCUCCUCUCGCCGGCACCGCUGGAUUCACUCCGGUUCCUCCCGCUGGCUCAGUUAUGUACGAUCACCCUGUGCCUGGCCUUCCCAUUGGCUCCAGCACUGUUCUGUAUGGGCCGCCCCCUGAUGGAGCCAGGCUGUUGUACGGUCCCCCUUCCGGUGGUCUUACCGUUCCUUUGGUGCCCAGUGGAACACUGCACUGUAAUGUGCCGGGACAUCAGGACUUGGAGCGAGAUCUGAAGAAUGCAGAGCGCAGGUUGAAAGAUGAACGUGCUGAUAGAGUUCACGGUGAGAAAGAGCAUUCGGCGCUUCAGGAGAAAACAGCAGAUCUGCAGCGGGAAAUAAAGCGUCUCCGCAGGGCCAUCCAAACGCUACAGCACCACACGAGCAGGGUGGAAAGCUCCGUAUCUCACACGGAGGAUGAGCAAUGUGUGUCAGGAGAGGUGGCGUGUGUGGAGAAGACCCUUCUGAAGCGCAGAGCGGAGCUCAGAGAGGCUGACAGACUUCUGCUUGAGGCCGAGACCGAGCUCAAAGACACCAAAGACAAAACUAAAGAAAGCAUGCAGAGUUAUAAUGAGGCCAGGAGACGGGUGGAAGAGACAGAACGAGAGCUGGUAGAGAUGGAAAAGAGAGCUCGAGACAGCGCCACACAGCUGGUCCACAGUAAACAACAGCUCAGAAAUCUUCAGGAGGUAGUUCUGGAGCUGCAGAAACAGAAACAGGAACAAGAACACACACUACAGGAGGUGCAGGACAUAAUCGCACGUCACGACGCAAAUUUUCAAGAAGUCAACAGAAAGCUGGAAAGAGCGACUGACAGACUGGAGACUGUUCAGAAUGAGCUGAAAGAGACACAGAACCUUGAAGCAAAACUCCUACAGAGCUGCAGAGAGGCGGAAAACAACCUAACACAAAGGCAGACACAGCUGGACGAGAUCAGCGACCAGGUGGAGUCGCAGCAGAAAGAGCUGUCGUUGCUGGACAGGAAGCUGGAACAAUGGAAACAGGAAGAGGAGGUGCUUAGAAUUAGUGUUGAUAAGCACAGGCAGGGUCUGUUAGAGGUGCUCAGACAGGGAGAGGAGGACGUCCACAGCUUACAUCAGCGCAUUCAGGAGCUACGUGUGGAUGUACAGACUCUGGCCGUACAGAAGGGAGAGCUGGACUCUCAGCUGUCCGAGAGGAAGAGCAGACUGGCUCAGUAUAAGACAGAUCAGCAAGAAGAAGAGGAAACCCUGCAUGAGCUGAGAUCAGCUACCAACAAACACAAAGCAGAGCUGAAGCAUGUGUUGGAAAGGGUCCAUCUGGAGUCAUCAGAAUUAGAGGGUGUGAAGAUCCAACACAACCAGAAGUUGGACCAGCUUGUGAAGAGCCAGGAAACUCUACUGCAGGUGCGCGUGGAGCUCCAGCGUGUCCAUGAGCAGUUGCAGGAGCAGAAUGGAGAAGCUGAGAGACAGAGGACACUGCUGGAGAAAGAGAUAGAGGAGCUUCACGCACUCCAACAAAAAAAACUAGAACUACAAGGGCAAACAGACACAGCAGUCCAAGAGCGUAGCAGCCUGCAGGAACAGUGCAAAAACCUGGAGGCCAGACGUAUGCAUGCUCAGAGGUGUCUGGAGGUGGCAGAGAAGGCAGCAAGGACCGCAGAGACAGAGCUGCUCAGAAGACAGACAGAGCUUGACAGACGUCAACAGGACCAGAAACAUGCACACGAGCUCCAGCAGGAGAUCCACAGAGACGCCGCAGCCAAGCAUGAAGAGGAGAUGAACAGACUGAAGAAACAGCUUGUGGAAUCUCAGAUGCAGUUAGAUGAGAUCAGAGAGGAGGUGAAGAGUGCAAAGAAACAGCGAGACGAUCUUGUGAAGCAGCAGAACGAUCAAAAAUCUGAACUGCAGGAGAAGAUCAAGAGAAGACAACUGAAAUUGGACAAACUGGGACAGCAGCUGCAGGAGCUGAAAGCACGAGUGGACGAGAAACAGAAACAGCUUGAAAAGCGAGACAAGCUGAUCAGAGUUCAGCAGCAGGAGAGCAGUGAUCUGGAGCAGCUGCACAGACUGAAGCAGCAGACGCUGCAGUCGCAGCUGCAGGCAGUAGAGGGAGCUCUCGCCCUGAGGCUGGAGCAGGUGCAGCAGGUCACAGCUGCAUCCUCAGAAAUGCAGGUGGAUAAACAUGAUCGUCCACAGCUCCAAAGGGAACUGCUGAUUGUGGAAAAAGGCGCUCAAGAAAACCAUAAACAAGCCAGGACGCUGCAAGAACAGCACGGCACAUUUUCCCAAGAGCCACCAGGCCUUAAAGACACGCUGCAGGAAGACAGCAUUGGACUGGACUUUAGGGACACAGUGCCCUCCGUGAGGUCAUGGGUGGACAGCGGGGAGGUGAGGGAGCUCGAGUCGCCCCCCAGCAUCUCCUCAGAUACAGACAGUCUGAAGGAGAACCAUCUUUGUGUUACGCUCGCUGGGGGGAAACCAGGCUACAGCAUUAUGGAUGAGCAGUGGCGUGGCGAUGCACUUAGGGAGAGACUCAGACAGAAGGAAGACCAUUUAAAGGUCCAGCUUCGCAGGCGCAUGUUCUCCCAGCAGGAAGCUCUGAGUCAACGCCGACUAGAGGCCGAAGGCAGCAUUCAGGGUUUGCGCAGACAUGUCGACAAAUUGGACCAGCUCCUGUGCAACUCUACCAAAGACUCCUCAUAGGCUCUUCUCGAGGACAUCUUUAGCAAAAAUGCAAUUUUCUGUCAGGUUAUGAAACCAAGCGGUUAGAGAGACGAGCAGAUCUGGUCGGAUGAGCAGUUACUCUAAGCCAGACAAAGAGCAAGAACACGGAAGACAAAGAAAUGAUUGUGGCAGAUUUACCAUGGGGUGAAUAGAUUCUUGUGUUGGUCACAGCAGUCCAAGGCUUCUUUAAACCAAACCAAAUCGGUUGCCAUCAGCACUUUCCAUAUACAAAUGAGGAAACUGAAACUUGAGGUUAAAACUAAGGGCAGUGGAGGUUUAACUCACUACCUCAGUUUAGGUUUUCUGUUGUGUUUAGAGAUACAAAGGCAUUCACAGAUAUAAAACCUGUUAUUUGUAAAACUGAAACUGUGAUUUUCCUUUUUAUAUUUACAUCAAGCAAUUGAGUUUUGCAAGCCAAGAAAACUGUUGUCGACUUCACGCGGCUGUGCAGACCACACGAGGAAAGACGUCAUAUUAUCGUGAGAGCCCUCUGAAGUGUUCCGCUCUCGCGAUACCUCGUCCUCAUGCACGGUUUGGUCUGCGCAACGCCGCUCUUUGUAUUAUUGUGAGGUGAUUGACACUUUUCCAUAAGGCUUACAAUUUAAAUGUGAAAAGGUUCCUUACAUAUUUAUAUUGACUAUCAAACAUGAAAUUGUAUUCAUGAUAUGCAACGUAUUUAUUACAGCGCUUUUCUUUGUGUACAGUUUGUACAAUUGUGUCAUUAUUGCUGAUAUACAGUGCAAUUUAUUAUAUGUGUGGACAAAAACACUGUCUACAGUAAUGUCUUUAUUAACAUAAUUACAAACAAAUCUCACUUACAGAAGACAUACUUGAGUUCAAGAGCAGGUUAACGUUAACUUUUUGCAGUGUAAAGAUGUCAUUAAGACAUGAAAAAGCAAGACAGUAGGAGCGAAAUAAAAACUGAAUUUUAGUUUACAAAACCACAUCUAAAAUCUACCAUAAUACACGAAUAGAAAAUUAUAUUUGGAGUGUCAUUUUGCCUUUUAACCUGUUCAACAUCUAUGUGUAUCUAUGAAUAAACAACUGCUGGUUGUAU